AUGGGUAAUGUACCAGCUAAAGAAACAAGAAGUAGAUCAAGUUCUUCGGUUUCCGAUUAUCGGAAUUCAGCGUCUUCUACCACCACCCAUAAUCUUAGUACUGGAUCUUCAUCAUCAUCGUCUUCUAAACGUAGAAAUACUACAUCUUCAUUAUAUGGAAUAGUUUCUUCAUCAUCAUCAUCAAAUCAUCAUAAUCGAUCUGGUUCACAUGAUUUAAGGAAAUUGAAACGACAAGAAGAAAAGGAACAAGCACAAAUCCAUCAUUAUAUGCAAUUAAUUGUUAAAUAUAAUGAAAGUGUUGAUGGAGGAUAUUUAGCUCCAUUUGGAACUUAUAAAUCCAAUCUUGAUUAUGAUUGUGAUAUUGUUCGAAAUUUAAUAAUAAAUCGAAAAUUAUCACCAUUUUUCACUCCAUUACAAGAUUUUGAUGAAAGUUGGACUGAUGAUGAAUUAUGUAUAUUAUUAGGACAAUUGACAUUACAUGCAUUGGAACCUGGAUAUAAUAAUGAAGAAGAUGAAGAUGAAGAAGAUGAUAUAGAUAAUCAUAAAAUUCAUAAAUCUGCCAAUUAUUAUAAACGACAAGAAGAAAAGGCCAAAUUAAAAUCAUUAAUUAAUAAAGUUAAAGAAUUACAAAAAGAUGAAGAACAAAAAUAUUUUGAUGAAAAACAAAAACAUAAUAAAGAUUGUUCAAGUCGUGAUUUAUUAUUAAGAUUAUAUCGAAAUGCUAAUGAAUGUCCAAUUUGUUUUUUAUAUUAUCCCAAACAUUUAAAUAUUUCUCGAUGUUGUUUACAACCAAUAUGUUCGGAAUGUUUUGUACAAAUUAAAAGAUUAGAUCCUCAUCCACCUCAUGAUGAUCAAUCUAAUCAAGAAGCAGGAGAACUACCUCAUCGAUUGAUUUCAGAACCAGCAAAUUGUCCUUAUUGUGCAUCACCAGAUUUCGGUGUUACUUAUGAACCUCCAAUUGAUAUUCAUACUGGUAUUGAUGGUAUUAAACCAGGAGAUUAUAAAAUUAGUCCACCAAUAGUAGAAGAAUCAGAAUUGGAACUGGAACUGGCAAUAGAUGAUUCUGCUACUGCUACUACUGCUGAUGGUACUCCUGGUAAAGGAGAAAUAAAUUUAAAUUCAACACCUCCACCAGUUAAUAAUAGUUUGUCACCGAAGAAAAAUUCAUUGAAAAAAAGACGAGGAUCAUUAGCUGCUAAUGCUCCUGGUGUCAUUACCAUUGAUAUGAUUAGACCAGAUUGGGAAACUAAAUUGAAUUCUGCAAGAAGUAAAUUGGCAAGAAAAGCUGCCACUGCAAGUGCUAUUCAUGCAUCUAAUCUAUUACUUGAUGAAAAUAGUAAUAGUAAUGGCAGUGGCAGUGGUAGUAACAACAAUAAUAGAAGAAGAAAUAAUUCAUCGGGUCGUUCAAGUAGUUUUGGUGGAUCUGGGUCUAAUAAUAGAUAUGCUACUGUUGAACAACGAAUGAUUGAAGAAGCAAUGAGAUUAUCAAUUUUAGAUGAAGAAGAACGGAAAAGAAAUGCCAGUAAAGAGAAUAAAAAGUAG
Molecule: messenger RNA, 1542 nt
Organism: Candida dubliniensis CD36
Lineage: Eukaryota; Fungi; Ascomycota; Pichiomycetes; Serinales; Debaryomycetaceae
Gene: SIP5
Product: Sip5p
Exons: 1
Coding region: 1-1542 (513 amino acids)
Cellular component (GO): cytoplasm
Source: RefSeq, a predicted model, not a curated record